Molecule: messenger RNA, 10227 nt
Organism: Schistocerca gregaria
Lineage: Eukaryota; Metazoa; Arthropoda; Insecta; Orthoptera; Acrididae
Product: kelch-like ECH-associated protein 1B
Exons: 13
Coding region: 523-2427 (634 amino acids)
Molecular function (GO): protein binding
Source: RefSeq, a predicted model, not a curated record
GAGACGAAAGGCAACUGCCGCUUGCGCUUGCCGUCACACGGAAGUGGAACAGUGGUGGGUGAAAUACACUCGUCGUUUCUCGUACAUCAGAAGAAUAUUGCAAAUUCUGUGACUUCUGAAGAGUUUGCUGACCAUGACAACGUUGGAUUUCGACUGAUAAGGCCCAUAAACACAGUUCGAGGUUUCCGCAAUUUUCCCUUGGUACCAUCACAUGCCAAAGAAAUAGAGAAAAAUAUGACUGGACAACAGUGUACUUUGUCGCGCGGAAAUUGCGUGGAAGAUGUGGACAAAAUGACGAGUCGAAAGGUGACGCUGCUACGCCUGUGACCGCCGCCGGAUAGCAUGCGCUGUGCGCCCGGGACGCCGCCGCGACCACGCUCCACCCGUCCGCCCAGCUAGCACCCGAGACUCCAGCUCCAGCGCCGCAGUGCCUUGUUCCCCGGGGGGAGGGGACGGGGUGUCGGGGGGGGAUGUGUCUGUAGCGGCACAAGCGGACGCCUGUGGCGAGUGCUGGUGUGAGCGAUGGACGACGGCGAGGACUACUUGGGGGCUCCGAGCUCGGGACCCGAGGUCAAGGGCCAGCAGGCGAUGGGAGGAGGCUGCGUCUUCAACAAGGCGGCGCCGGAGGUGGUGACCAAGGCGACGGCCGGAGGCAGCAGCGAGCUGGGCGACAUGACCUUCUGCAUGGCCAACUACGUCAAGGACGCCAUGAAGAUGAUGUGUAUGAUGAGGAGUAAUCGAAUGCUAACUGAUGUGGUACUGGAGGUUGGCUCAGAACUCUUCCAUGCACACAAAGUUGUUCUUGCUGCUGCUAGUCCAUACUUUAAGGCAAUGUUCACAGGUGGUCUGAAAGAAUGUGAAAUGUCUAGAGUGAAGUUACAAGGUGUAUGCCCCACUGCAAUGGCUCGUCUCAUGUACUUCAUGUAUACUGGUCAGAUACGUGUCACUGAAGUUACUGUAUGUCAACUUUUACCUGCUGCAACUAUGUUUCAGGUGACUAAUGUGAUAGAUGCUUGCUGUUUGUUUCUUGAGCGACAGUUAGAUCCCAGCAAUGCAAUAGGCAUUGCUAAAUUUGCUGAGCAACAUGGCUGUAAAGAUUUAUGCCAAAAGGCAAAUCAGUUCAUUGUACAACAUUUCACCCAGGUCUGCCAAGAGGAAGAAUUUCUUCAGUUGUCAGCCAUUCAGUUGGUUGCACUGAUCAAGAAAGAUGAGCUUAAUGUAACAGAAGAAAGAGAAGUGUACAAUGCUGUUUUGAAAUGGGUGAAAUAUGAUGAAGAAAACAGGUUCCCAAAAAUGGAACACAUUCUUCAUGCUGUAAGGUGCCAGUUUCUUACACCAAGCUUCUUACAUGAGCAGAUGAAGAACUGUGAUGUUCUAAAGAAAUUACCUGCUUGCAGAGAAUAUCUUGCACAAAUUUUUAAGGAUCUAACUUUGCAUAAACGGCCAUGUGUGAAGGAACGAACACCAAACACUCCAAGAGUUAUUUAUAUUGCUGGAGGCUAUUUUCGAAAUUCACUUGAUGUAAUGGAAGCAUAUAAUGUGGAUGACCGUACAUGGACAAAACUUGCAAGCUUAACUGUUCCACGAUCUGGUUUGGGAGGUGCUUUUCUAAAGGGAAUGUUCUAUGCUGUGGGAGGCCGCCACAACUCUCCAGACUCUAGAUAUGACUCAGACUGGGUGGACAGGUAUAAUCCUGCUAAAGAUGUAUGGAGACCUUGCAGCCCCAUGUCUGUUCCGAGAAACCGUGUUGGUGUGGCUGUUAUGGAUGGUUAUCUGUAUGCAGUUGGAGGUUCAGCAGGCUCAGAGUAUCACAACAGUGUUGAAAGGUUUGACCCUGAUGAAGACACAUGGACAAAUGUGAAGCCAAUGCAUGUGAAACGAUUAGGAGUUGCUGUAGCUGUUGUCAACAGGUUACUCUAUGCUAUAGGAGGUUAUGAUGGCAAAGCCAGGCAGAGUAGUGUUGAAUGUUAUCAUCCAGAAAAUGAUGAAUGGACUAUGGUGGCACCUCUUAAUGUCAGUCGCAGUGGUGCAGGUGUGGCUGCACUCAACCAGUACAUUUAUGUUGUGGGAGGUUAUGAUGGACAACGACAGGUAAAUUCAGUAGAGCGCUACGACACAGAACGUGAUAUCUGGCAAUUUGUUGCAAGUAUAAGAAUUGCUCGGUCUGCUCUAAGUGUCACUGCUUUGGAUGGAAAACUUUAUGCUAUGGGUGGCUAUGAUGGCACAGCAUUCCUAAAUAUUGUGGAGGUGUAUGACCCUACAAGAGAUGUGUGGGAGGAAGGACAACCACUUACAAGUGGCAGAUCAGGCCAUGCAUGCGCAGUAUCAUAUCCACAAUGCCUCAUACACUGUGAGCACAUGGACCAACCUCUUACACUUAUGGACACACCAACUCCAACACCAGGGACCAGUGGUGCAAAUAUAUAACCAUGUGCAGUUUUUAGGAUUUUUGAAAAGUGUUCAGUGCUUGCUUGAAACAGUGAUUCUCAGCUGAAUGGUCUGAAUUGUCAUAACCCUGACCACAAAUAACUCUGAAAACAGUUUAACUUUUUGUGGGGGACAGUUUUACAAAACAUAACACUGUAUGUGUGGACAAGCAUCAAUAUGUUAUUCCCUGUGACUCAUGCCAGAUGAGUAACUUCUCAAAGUUAACUCUGGAGAAGCAAGAUGUAUUAGAAUGUAAUGAAUCAGACAGAAGUGAUAGCGUAUAAAUAUUGUGCUGUGAAUUUUGUAGUUAACUAAAAUUGUGAAUGAUAAUGUUUUGUGGUGUUGGAAAUAUGUUUUAUGGUGCUUGCAUCAAUUGUAGACAUGCAACUAAUGACAAUUUUAAUAACAUGGGAAGGCUUUAUAGUGAAGAGAACUUUGUGUCUCUUGUUGUUCCCCAGAUUUAAAACAUUCAUCUUUGUCUUGAACAGUUGUAAAAGACACCAAAACCAGGACAAUCAAAAGAAUAGUGCCAUGAAAUCGAAUAACAUUUCUGGCAAAAUUUUUACUUCCUUCAACAUAUGUUUGCUGUGAGAUACAAUAUGCAGUCUUGUAAGUAUAAUCAUCUGAAGAGUCUGUGACAUCAUAGCAAUUUUGAGAAUAAUGAUUUUGUUGCACCUGUAUCCUGACAUUGAAUUGAUAUUUUAAUUAAUUUUAUCUGCCACUUAAAAAUUUUGUUAUGCAUAACUGCAGCAGAAGAUCUUUUUUGUCAAAAAAUAGCUAUUACUGACUUCUGCUGCAGCAAAGUUUUUUUGGAGAGCUGAGAACUUUGUUAUAGGUUAAUAUCAUCUUUAAGUAAAUAUAAAAGCAUACCAUCAGUGUGGUAUGGUGAUUCCUAAAAGACUGAAUUGUUAUUGUUGUUGUUAUAAUUAUUGUUAUUAAUCUUAUUAUUAUUAUUAUUAUUAUUAUUAUUAUUAUUAUUAUUAUUAUUAUUAUUAUCAUCUCUUUUAGAUGUAAGCAGUAAACAGAACAUAAUGAUCUUCUACUUCUUGUUGAUCCUUUAAUCUAAUUACAUAAAAAGUGGUGCUGAAAUUUUUUGACAGUAUCAAUGAAGUUUGUUUAACACUUUCAUUAUAUCUUUGUUUUACAAUGUUACACCAGUCAAUAUGUGAUUCUUUGAUAAAUUGCAUCUCAUAGUCUGGAUUACAGACAUUUACACAUUUGAAGUGAAAUUUUGGAAAUUGAAUAAUUGCCUUAAAUGCUAGUGGUGUUUUCAGUAUAGCAAUACAAACCAUAGGUUUCUUUUUGUGACAUCAGUUAUUAUGAUACAUGGAUAUAAGGGUCACAUUUCAGCAGAUUUUGGCUGUUGGUUGUGAUGUAAACUCAUAUACUGAACGAACCUAAGGUUGGAUGUUUACUGAAAACUCCAAUUUUUCAAGAUAUAUGGAAGUGUUGGUAAACAAUAAUGUACCCUUUAAGUAAGCAUAUAUUGAAGAAGAAAAUAAAGGAAAAUAUCUCUGUGUAAAUAUUAAUUGGGACCAUCAAAAUUUUGAGACAAAUCAAGGAAAAAUGUGAAAUGUGCUUGUUUACAACCUGGACUUUCCUGUGUGCUUAUAGUUGUAUGUAGGGGCUGUUGUUGAUGUGUCUUAUUCAUAUAUGACAAAUAAACUGUUUUCUUUACUUUCCUUCCUCAGUAAUAUUAUCAUAAUCUUCUUCUUCUUCUUUUCUGCCAGAAUGUUGAUCAUUAUGCUGUUAAUUUACCUUUUAUUAGUAAAUUCAGGAAUUCUCUCAGUGCAUAUUUUCUUUACUUUUAAAAUUCAGAAAAUAUCACUCUUUAAAUGUUUUCCUACUGCAGUCAUGGAGGCUUCAUAAAUUUUCAUGGAACUCUUAUUAAACUGAUUUCUUACAUGAAACAAACAAUUUUUACUUAAUGUUGGUACUUGCACUGGAAGGAGCGAGAAGAAUCUUUACUCUAAAUGUUGCAAUGGUGUUGUGAGAUAUGAAUAGAGAUUAUACUGAAAUAAGUUAAGCAUAUUGAUUUUCUACUACUAUUAUAUUGUGUAUACAGUUAAAAUUUGAGUCUUAUAUAUUCUUUAAGGGGACAUGUCCUAUGCUGCCAAUGUUAAAUUAUCGAAUUUUGUGACCCAUUAUCUUUGAAACUUUUAAGACACCAACUUACAAUUUUCCAUAAUUAUUGAAUGCACCUUUCUAGAUACACUGAACUAGAAUUAUUGCUAAAAUUGUAUUGUGGGGAAUAUUAUCUUACUUUAUUUUCAAACACUCAAUUUUUUGACAGAAUUUUGCAAAUAACUGAACUUAAAAACAAAACAACUUAGGCUAUUUAAAUUAUUGUACUUCCAUAUGUGUUGAAUCUCACACUUGGCAUGUUGUGGAAAUUUCAUGUCUCUACCAUCAGUACUAUUUUUGAAAACAGGUCAUUUAUUGCAUAAAAUGUAGUUCAUAGACAUUGAGGUUUAAAACUUUUUUAAUUACUAAUUCUUAUACAGACUUACAUUUCUGCAUCUUUUAAGCACUGUAAUUGCCCUGGCCCACAGUCUGCAUCUUCUUCAGUGUUACAACAGCCCAGUGCUUGCCUCCUCCUUUUCUUUCUUGCUUCUUUUGUCAUUUGCUGAGCAGCUAGCUCUGCUUCACGUACAUGAAACUCAUCCAGUUCCUGCAGUCCUUUAGCUGUGUUCUGUCCAAAUCUCAACCCUAAUUUCUCUAGAACCUUAAGUUUUUCAUAGUUCCCACCAUUAAAAGUUAUUCCAGCAUGAGACACUGGUAACUUUACAGUCAUAAGGCCAAAAAAUACAUUUUUGGCACACUGCACCACACAACAUUACUGAAGGACUCAUUCACAGUCUGGGUCUUCCCAUGUAAACACUUUUUUUAGUAGCUCAGGAUUUGCCAAAUAUCUGUAAAUAGGUUUGAUUGCCUUCAUUACUGCCAAAGGAAGAGAAUGUUUAUGUGUAAAUUCAUGCAGAGUGCCAGAAAAUUCUGCUUGCCUAUAUUUACACCAAGUGUUUGGUGGAGGUGGACACAAAACGUGACAUGACUUUUCACCAGUUGAUAUUUGACGAAAGAAAGUGCUCCAUACAACUCAUUUCAUCUUCUCUAAAUUGUCACAGUUAUCUCUAAUGGCCUUCACAUAAUAUUCCUGUAAUUCAUCAAUUACUUUGUCUGUUAGCCUUCCAGCACAUUUUAUUGUCUUGCUAUCUGACAGUUAUGUGUUACUCAGCUUGGUUUUUAGGUUUAUUCAUAAUGCCAACUUCUGAAAUGUAGCAAUAGGCACAAAGCAAAGCAAUUCACUGCCUUUUAAACUGUGUAGUUCCCAAGAUAUGACAGCUCAACUGUGGCAGUAUAUGCAUAGCUGUGAAAUUUGACAGUCACACGUCAUCAUUCAAAAUAUUGUUUGAAGGUCUCGCAAUUGUCUGAUUUUAAUGUAUUAUAUACCAAAAUGUUCAGGAAGUCCAAAGUACAUUAUAGAGUAGAAAGCAGAAAAUGUCAAAUUUCAAUGAAUUUCGUGUACAAUGUCCCCUUAAAGAAGAAAAAUGCCUUAUGGAAGAAAGAACAACAAAGUUGCAAGAACUUGUACUUUUAUAUGUGACAAACUUAACUGACAGUAUCUUUGAACUAUUACACAGUGUUUCAUAUACCAGUCACUGCACUGCUUGUGUUUUGAGAAAACACUGUGUAGAUAGUGCAAAUCUGAAAAUAGGUUUACACACAGUAUGUAGAGUAUUAGCAGUGCAAUGUUGUUGUUGCUAGUCUGUAGGUUGUUUUGAUACAGCUGUCCGUGCAAGUCUAUCCUGUGCUCCGCUAUAUCUAACUUCAACUUAUUUAUUUAUCUUUCAAAGUUCUUUAAUCUCCUUACAAUAUUAUGUGAUGUAUGAGUCAUUUCUCUGACUCAUGUUGUACAAUAUAGCAGUAUCACCCCAGUAAAUGUUACAGUUAUAGUUUCUCUUGCUUUCUGCUACACAACAGUGAUAAUGUAGAAAGUCCAUCAUGGCUAAAGUUACAAGGCCAGAUCAGUCAAUUACCUAGCCUGUUCCCCUUGCAACUACUGCAGGGCUGCUCUUUACAAUUUAAUUAAUUCAUAACCCACAGCAGAUGUACAUUUUUACAAAAUGUUUGUGUGAUGUGGGUAUUAAAUUUUAUAUAGAAAAAGUUAUUGUAGAGUUGAAAGUGAAUUUUGUAGAUAGGAAGGUCCAGUUUGAAAACUACAGUAUUGAAAUGAUGGUGGAGGAGGGUGUUGAUAUGUUAUUGAUUAAGGUUAUUGAAAUUUACUUAGUACAAAUUAAUGGAACUGAAGAAUUGUGUUGUGAGACAUGAACUACUGUUUUCAUCUGUUUGUCACCUGGAAAAAUAUUGGUUGAAAAUCUCCUUCUGAGCAGAACUAAUUUGUGGAACAAAAGUUUUUGAAAUGAGAAGUAUUGUGACUCGCCUUGACAAACUGAAUGUUUACUUUUUUUAAUUUAUGAUUUUAGCAUUAAUUUUUGAUACUAUUUUUAAAAUAUAAAUGGUGUAGAUUGUACAGUUACAUGAACUGAAAUUUCAAACCCAACACCUGCCACCCACCUAUUCCACCCUGCCUCUCUCUCUCUCUCUCUCUCUCUCUCUCUCUCUCUCUCUCUCUCUCUCUCUCUCUCUCUCUCCCCCUAGAGAGUGUGUGUGUGUGUGUGUGUGUGUGUGUGUGUGUGUGUGUGUCGUCAAUACAGGCAGUUUUGAAAGGCAUUGUUUUAGGUUCAAGGUAUGGUGAUACCAUGCUCUGUUUCACUGUCAAAAUGAGUGCAGUUCAUAAAAAAACACAGAAAUUAAUGUUAAUCGAAUAGUUGUGAUGGCUAUCUGUCAUACUACAUGUAAUGUGUUGUUAUGCUAAAAGCAAUAGUCUUGUAGUAACAUUUAUAUUAUUAUUAUUGUCAUUGUCUUAGUGUAUAUUGUUAAUUUUUAACACCAUCAUUGUACUUUCAGAAUUGUAUCACUACACAGAUAUACAAAUAGGUAUUUAAUUUGUAGUUUUCUUUCUUUUUUUUUACACUAUCUGUAAUAACAGAUUUCAUGUGGUAAUUGGAGAGGAAAUGGAAUUGAUCAGAGAAUUGUGAUAUAUCUUUAUUCAAAUUUUAUUGGAAAAUAUGAUUUAAAGGUACAGAAUUUUUCAAAAUUAUAAUAUGUGAUUGAAGUUUCAUGGAUGCAGUUGCUUUGUAAAAAUUAUAUUCAGCUUAAACUUGUGUGCUUCAAAAUCAUUUAGCAUCUGUCUGCAUUGAUAUGAAAUGAAACAAUAUGGGAGACAAUAUGUAUAGUACAAAGACAAGCUAGGUGGAUAAUAGUACAGUGAGAUUCAUUUUUGUGUUACUCAAAUAAUUGUGGGGUAGUGCUGAGGAGAGUUUAAUGGACAGCCACUAUUAUCGUAAACAUUUAUUCUAACAAUUUUUGUCCAUAGCAGGCGCAACUUCUACAUUUGAUUAUUUAUGUAGUGCUGUAAAUAGCAUAGAGUCAUAUGAAAGUUAUUGUCAAGGUACAGAAGUUAUAUAAGCAUGAGAAAUUGUUAGACAAAUCAAAAAUUCAGUUAUUUCAGCCAGAAAGAAUAUAGAUUUUGGACACCUGACAGCUGGGGACUUAUUGAGACUGCUCUUCAGAAGAAAUUUGUUUCAUAAUUUACCAUGUGACAGUGUAUAGUGUGAUCUAAAGUUAACUUGUAUGCUAAAACAGUUUUGCAAGCAUUAAUAUGAAAAUUUACACAUAUUUCUUCAAGUGAUGUAUAUCUGAUUUGGUAAGUUUUUUGCUGAAAUUCUGAGAAAAAGCCUAUAUAUGGUUACAUAGAGACAUGGUAGAACAUUCUUGAAUCACAUAAGUGACUGCUUAUUUACCAAUCUGUCUUUGCUGAGUGUGAUUAUGAUAUGGUGAUGGUGGUGAUUAAGAGAAAAUGACAUGUAACAACAUGUAAUAUCUAUAAUUUUUGAAUUUAUGUAUUCAGAAUCAGUUAAUACAAAUAAUAUUUGUUUUAAAGAAAAUUUGGAUUUUAAAUAAUACUAAAUGAAAUCCAAACAUAUUAAAUGCAGUAAUAUGUGUAAUUUGACCAGGAAUGAUAAUGAUGGUGAGAAUCUUCAAAGAAAUAGCAGAAUUUCAGUUAGAUUUUUUUAUUUGUAUGGUAUGACAUAUUCUAUAUGAAUACUGGUAUUCAUGAAGAAAUUACCAUUAUUUCUGCAGAAAGCAUGAGAGUUUGUAUUUAUGUGAAGUACUGAGUUAAUUUGUUAGGCUAUGAACUUAUUCUACUUCUUUAACUGUUUUUGAUGCCUAAUAAUAAUGUGCACAACAUUUUGCAUUAGGUUUCCUUCAGAUAAAUGGCAGUAACUUAAUUUUAUGUGCCUGGAAAUGUCCUCAGUCUGUAUCAGUUUUUGAAAGUGCUCAGAAUAUGUUUGCAAUAUGUUAACUGUUAUGAAGACUUUUUGCAUUAAUAUUUAUGUAUUGUUAAAGUUAUAUGUAAGAAUACAUUUAGCUCUGUCAGAUAUUGGUUUAAGUCUAUGUGUCAGUACAUUCUGUGACAUAUAAUUGAUUUGAAUUUGUGUAGAGACUGUUAUAGAUAACCAGAAUUGAGAGGUAACUAAUGUUACAGAUUUGUCAACUGAGAAUUUUUUUGUGACAGCUAUAAAUAAUUUUCUUUUAGUGCCUGGUACUGUGAACAAUGUGUGUAUUUACAUUAUGAUGUUCCUACUUCCAUUUUUUAUGAAUACCAUAUAAACUUCUGGAUGAGUGAUAACAGAAAUGUGCAAUAGUCCACUCUUAUUAUGAAUAUCAAAUGGACAUUAACUGACUAGCAUAAUAUUACAGUUACAGGUUGUAACAAUGUGACAUAAAUGUUAGGAUACAUCAGUAGUUGCCAACUGGUGACUGAAAUUUUCAGUAUAAUAUACUGUGUGUAUAUAUCUGUAUAAUACUAUUUAACAGGCCUAUGGGCUGUCUUAGCAUGAAAAUGACAUUCAUUUGAGAUAGCUGAUAUUAAUGAUAUCACUUAUUGAUACUUACUGAAAUGCUUGUACUUAACAGUACAUGAUUUUCUGCAAAGUGCAAUCUAAGACAGUAUGUGUAAAGUUCUUUCAUUGCCUUUGUCUGUGUGCUUACACCUCUGUAAGUCCAUGAUUUUCAGUUUUAUAACAGGAUUUGAUUUUUAAUUUUUUUCACUGUUAGGGUAUUAAAUAUUGUUAAAAUUUUAUGAUAUAUUUUUAUAGGUCCAUUUUCCUCAUUGAGGUAAAGCUUUAGAAAUAUAAUAUGACAUUACUUAACAUGUUUGUCUCAUGAAGUCAUGUAUCCCAAAUAAUGUAUUCUCAGAUAAUAAUUUUAAUUCAUCAGAAAAAUGUACACAGUAUGAACAAACAUAUAGCAUUAAUUUAAUAAAUUAUAUAACAUUAUUUAUUCAGUACUAUAAAGGUCCUACUUAAGUGUUUCAUGCAGUAGGUUAUAUAUAAUUUAUUAUUUCCUUCUUCUGUUUCCCACUGAGGCACUAAACCAGUAUUUCACACACAGCUUAUAUGUAAAGUAUGCCAUGUUCAGUUUUCAUGAAUUCAAAUUUUAAGGAGUGCAUCAGUCUCAUUUAUUUAAAAAUUUUCUUUCCAGUUAUAAUCGUUUCUGAUUAUGUCUUGUAAUAUAUAUCAUUCUGUUUUUACCUCAUUUUCACAUCACUAGAAAAUGCUAAGCAUUCAUAGCCAAAGCUAAAGAUCUGCAUGUUGCAGUUCUUUUACAUAUUAUUACUGUUUGCUGAAUGUUUCAACAGUACCUUUCAAAAUAAAAACAACAGUUUACAAUUUA